This is a messenger RNA of Parnassius mnemosyne (clouded apollo), 1053 nucleotides long. The record is from the annotation of a GenBank genome assembly. Lineage: Eukaryota; Metazoa; Arthropoda; Insecta; Lepidoptera; Papilionidae.
AUGUCCGACUUAAAAGAACUAAUAAAACAGAGGGGUAACAUUCGCGGCCGAAUAACAAUAUUCGAAAAGUAUUUGACGCCAUUAACGUUAAUUAAUAAUACAGUCUACGCCGCUAAAGCUACAAAUAAUAAUAAAACAGAAAAUCGUCAAAACUUUGCGCGAUCGAAAUCGUUCAUGUCUACUUCGCUCGAUUCACCAUUCCGUGGUCAUUGUUUGGCAUGUAAACAAGAUCAUAAGUUAUAUGACUGUCAUAAAUUUAAAUCUAUGUCAGUCGAAGAACGAAACGCUAAGGUGUAUCAAUGGAAAUUAUGUAGUAAUUGUCUUCGUAACGAUCAUCUAUCUUAUCAGUGCAGACUGGCAGGUUGUCGUAUCUGUAAAAGAAAGCAUAACACUUUAUUACACAGGCAACACAAAUUACAAAAUAACCAACAGUCAUUCCUAGGUCAACCAUCAACACAACACGAUACGCAAAACAACAUAGACAACGUAGGUACAUCUACGUCUACGUCUACAUCAUUAACGACUACUACUAACCCGACUUCAAACAAUGAGGUUGGAUCUAACACUGCUGAUUCUUCAUCUAAUUGCCCCACUCCGGUAGUUACAAUGUCUGCUGGCGUCUCAAACUUGGUUCUUCUUUCUACGGCUUUAGUCGAGGUGUCAAACAAUGGCAAAAUAUUUAAAUUGCGAGCUCUGUUAGAUAGUGGCUCACAAUCGUCCUUCAUUACGGAGGCGGCUCAAGCUAAAUUGGCAUGCGUUAAGAAUAAAAACCAAUAUAAACACGUGUCCGGUCUUAAUAAUGCAACAAUAAGCAUUGCCGAGCACUGCAACAUCAAUAUUAAAUCAACACACAAUCAGUUCACUACUUCUGUCAGAUGCUAUGUCGUUCCCACCAUUACUGACAACCUUCCUCAAACAGAAGUACAUCUUCCUGAGCUAAAUAUCCCCGGCCACAUCGAGUUAGCUGACCCAACCUUCUUUCACCCAUCACAGAUUGAUCUGCUAUUAGGAGCAGACAUCUUCUGGGACAUUAUGGGAUCAUCUCGUGUGUAG